Dryobates pubescens (Downy woodpecker) is the source of this 2021-nucleotide messenger RNA. It is a transcript of the gene TUBE1, whose product is annotated as tubulin epsilon 1. The transcript has 12 exons. Gene Ontology annotation, biological process: mitotic cell cycle; microtubule cytoskeleton organization. The coding region runs from base 60 to 1484 and encodes 474 amino acids. NCBI's taxonomy places the organism in Eukaryota, Metazoa, Chordata, Aves, Piciformes, Picidae. The record is from RefSeq and is a predicted model, not a curated record. Gene Ontology annotation, cellular component: cytoplasm; microtubule. Gene Ontology annotation, molecular function: structural constituent of cytoskeleton; GTP binding.
GGGGUCGCGGCUUCCGGGCGCCGAGUUCGAAGAGGCGGCAGCCGCUGAUUGCCUCAGCCAUGACCCAGUCGGUGGUGGUGCAGGUGGGGCAGUGCGGGAACCAGGUGGGCUGCCGCUUCUGGGACCUGGCGCUGCGGGAGCACGCUGCUGUCAACAAGAAAGGGAUUUAUGAUGAAGCAUUAAGCAGUUUCUUCAGGAAUGUAGAUACAAGAAGCGGCGGCGACGGGCCUGAUAUUUACAAAGGAAAAAUCUGCUCUUUAAAAGCACGGGCUCUGUUGAUUGACAUGGAGGAGGGUGUGGUAAAUGAAAUUCUGCAAGGACCAUUGAGGGAUGUGUUUGAUAGCAAGCAGCUUAUCACAGAUGUUUCUGGUUCAGGGAACAACUGGGCUGUAGGUCAUAAGCUGUAUGGCUGUCAGUACAGGGAAAGCAUUGUAGAAAAGCUGAGGAAAGCAGCAGAACAUUGUGACUGUCUGCAGUGUUUUUUCAUCAUUCAUUCUAUGGGAGGUGGGACAGGAUCUGGGCUUGGAACUUUUGUACUGAGUUUGCUGGAGGAGGAAUUCCCAGAAGUGUAUAGAUUUGUUACUUCAGUCUAUCCCUCUGGUGAAGAUGAUGUUAUUACUUCUCCAUAUAACAGUGUUCUGGCAAUGAAGGAGCUUAAUGAACAUGCAGACUGUGUGCUACCAAUAGAGAAUGAAUCUCUGUUUGAUAUAGUUAAUAAAAUUCAUCAGAUGGUCAAUUCUGGGAAGCUAGGGUCAACUGUGAAACAGAAGAGUUUGGUAACAUCAAGCGCAGGCGGAGCAAAAGCUGUGCAGAAGCCCUUUGACGCGAUGAACAACAUCGUAGCCAACUUGCUGCUGAACCUGACAAGCUCUGCAAGGUUUGAAGGUUCCCUUAACAUGGAUCUGAAUGAAAUCAGCAUGAAUUUGGUUCCUUUUCCUCGGCUUCAUUACUUAGUCUCAAGCUUGACUCCUCUGUAUACGCUGGCUGAUGUUAAUGUACCUUCUAGAAGGUUGGAUCAGAUGUUUUCAGAUGCUUUUAGUAGAGAUCACCAACUAAUUCAAGCAGAUCCAAAGCACAGCCUCUACCUUGCCUGUGCACUUCUGGUCCGAGGAAAUGUGCAGGUUUCAGACCUUCGCAGAAAUAUUGAGAGGCUGAAGCCUUCCCUGCAAUUUGUCUCCUGGAAUCAAGAGGGCUGGAAAACCAGUUUGUGUUCAGUACCUCCAGUGGGCCAUUCCCAUUCCCUUCUGGCUUUGGCAAACAACACCUGUGUGAAACCAACUUUCAUGGAGCUCAAAGACAGAUUUCUGAAGCUCUACAGGAAAAAGGCUCACCUUCACCAUUAUCUGCAUAUAGAGGGGAUGGAGCAGAGCUGUUUCUCUGAAGCUGUAGCAUCUUUAUCUGACCUAAUAGAAGAGUACAAUGAACUGGAUGCCACAAAAGGUGGGCCUAGAACUGAUCCAUCAAGACUGAAGAUAGCUGUGUAAAGAAGGGGGAACCCAUUUAUUUUUUUGCAUCUCCCCCAAGCAUCCAAGCACUUCAUUUAAGAAGAGUGAAUUACAGCAUACUGCAAUCCCAAAGGAAGACUGGGAUAGAAGCUUCCUCAGCUCUGAGAGGUGUCAUAUUAACUGACAGGCCCAGCCUGUAAGAAAGACUUCAAGGUACCUUAGGGUGGCUAUCAGUAAGAGCAAUCUAUCUAACUGUAGAGCAAAUUGACAUACUGUGUGCUAUCAAGAGAAGAAAGGGAGGCUUUAGCAGCCAAAAGUGUCAUUUCUUGCUUAGCCUUUGAGCUGGUAUUAAACUAAAGGCAGGCCUUGCUGCAAAGAAGGAUCACUGUUGCUAGAUUUGUUUUUUAACAGGCAACUAUGAAGACAAGAAAAGCCCACAGUUUUCAAAGAUGAAAGCAAGGCUCUAAUGAAACUGGUUUCUUAAAUUCUCCUAAAGAGCCAUUUCAGAAUACUCUAAGCUGUGCUUAUAGACUUAAUAUCUUUGCCUCCCUCUUGUACUUGGCUGUACUGGAGCAU